GCAAUGUAAAACUCGUAGACAAUGCGCUGCCAUUACCUCCACCGCUAGCCCUCCCACUGAACCCAUACUAAUACACAGCAAUACACCACUCACUCACUCACAGACUACAGUACACUAGUGUAGGGGCUGUUGCCGCACACACGCGCCCACCCACUACACUGACCGCCAUUUUUCUCGUGUCAUUCACUUCACAGUCAACACACAAACAGUCGGAUUGUUUUGAAACACCAAAAGCACAUCACAUUCACCACAAGACUAUCACAAACAGCUGAUCCCAUGGCGCGUACCAAACAGACCGCUCGCAAGUCGACGGGAGGCAAAGCCCCCCGCAAACAGUUGGCCACCAAAGCCGCGCGCAAGUCGGCGCCGUCGACGGGAGGCGUGAAGAAGCCUCAUCGCUACAGACCGGGAACGGUAGCCCUCCGGGAGAUACGUCGGUACCAGAAGUCGACGGAACUGCUCAUCCGAAAGCUGCCGUUCCAGCGGUUGGUCCGCGAGAUCGCGCAGGACUUCAAGACCGACCUCCGCUUCCAGUCGGCCGCCAUCGGAGCCCUACAGGAGGCGUCGGAGGCCUACUUAGUGGGACUCUUCGAGGACACCAAUCUGUGCGCCAUUCACGCCAAGCGCGUCACUAUUAUGCCGAAAGACAUCCAAUUGGCGCGUCGUAUCCGCGGUGAGAGGGCUUAACCGGACGGCACCGGUAGAUCGACAGGUCAUCCGUUUUCGCAGUGUAUACCACAACAACAACAACCCAUACACCACUACCAGUCGUCGCCAAAACACACCUGUAUUUUGUCGUCACAUCUCUCUUAAUAUUAAUUAUUAUUAUAUAUCAAUCAAAACAUACAUUUCUUGGACACACACACAGACGGACAUACACUACACACACGCAUACAUACCCUUUAUCUCUAUAUUACAAACAUUUAAUACCCUUUACUUUAUUAAACAGAAAUUUAAAACUACUUUUUAAUUAAUUAUUAUUAUUAAUACACUGAAUAUAUACAUACAUUUGAGACGUAAGAAAAUCUAAAUAAUAACGCGAUUGUAAUGUCUAUUAUAUAUACAUACCAUUAAUAUUAUUAUAUUAUAUACAUAAAUGUGUAUUCAAUACAUGAUUUCUUAACAAUUAGUGUACUUUUUAUUUUUAUUUUACCUCUUAUUUUCUCCCUGAGUAUUGAUAUUAAUUGUACGGAGUUUUUAAUGAUUAAUGAAAUUUGAAUUGAAUUAUAAUAUUCACACAAAUAGACUGCCAUUUGACUGAAUAAUAAUAUUUGUUUUAUUUUUGAUUAGAGUCUGAGAAUCAGUUUUCGGACAAAACUUUUUGAAAGUUUUGUUUUCGGGACUGAUUUUUACGGUGUAUUUGUUUUAUUGUAUUGUAUUUUAUGUUUUUAAUUAUUAUUUAAUGUGUAUAUCAAUAGGUUUUUUGUUUUGAAUAUGUAUUAAUUGAUUGUAUGUUUGUGUUUAUAGUUUUUUGAAUACUUUCUCAGUCUCUCUCUCUCUCUCUCCGUC
Oppiella nova is the source of this 1509-nucleotide messenger RNA. Lineage: Eukaryota; Metazoa; Arthropoda; Arachnida; Sarcoptiformes; Oppiidae. The record is from the annotation of a GenBank genome assembly.